AUGUUUAAAACUGGUCCUCUUAGACGUUGCGUCGUGGUUUCGAUAUGGCUACUGGUGUCUGCAGCUGUCAUUGAAGCUUCCGAUCGCGUCCGUUGCCCACCUAAUGAAUUCUAUACACCAUGUGGAGACUCAUGCCAAAGGCUUUGUGCUACUCUUAAUAAGCCCUGUUUAAUCCGACAUAUUAGAUGCCCAGAUGGAUGCUACUGUAAUAAAGGCUACGCUCGUGAUCAAAGCGGCACUUGCAUUCCUAUUGGGGAAUGUAAAAAUUGA
Molecule: messenger RNA, 270 nt
Organism: Musca vetustissima
Lineage: Eukaryota; Metazoa; Arthropoda; Insecta; Diptera; Muscidae
Product: chymotrypsin-elastase inhibitor ixodidin
Exons: 2
Coding region: 1-270 (89 amino acids)
Source: RefSeq, a predicted model, not a curated record